AUGCGUACUCGUGCUUCAGUGUUGGCUCCGGCCCUAACGUGCCUGUUCCGGUACUUAUACUCUCGAUGUGCUGGAAUACAGCUUCAAUACAUCCCUAAAAAAGGUAAUCGCUAUGAUUCGUCUAAUUAUCGGCCAAUAGCUAUAACUUCCCUGUUCUCCAAAACCAAUAUUAACGGCCAGCUCUUGAGAUAUCUAGAAGGCCACUUGCUGAUUAGCGAUGGUCAGUACGGCUUUAGUCGUGCUCACUCAGCUGGUGACCUUCCCGGUUACCUUACACAAAGGUGGGCAGAGGCAAAGGGAAAGCUCAUGAAUACACGCGUUUUCCAGUAA
Messenger RNA from Pieris macdunnoughi, 330 nucleotides. The record is from the annotation of a GenBank genome assembly. Lineage: Eukaryota; Metazoa; Arthropoda; Insecta; Lepidoptera; Pieridae.